AUGAUCCAAGCCAUUGAGCAGUUUUGCCAAGAAAAGAAGGAGAUGGUGAACAUGAGGGUGGGCGUCCACACAGGGACUGUACUCUGCGGUAUUCUUGGCAUGAAACGGUUCAAAUUUGAUGUUUGGUCCAAUGAUGUUAAUUUGGCCAAUCUGAUGGAGCAACUUGGUGUGGCUGGAAAAGUUCACCUAUCGCAAGCCUCUGCUCACUUCCUGGACGACCGAUAUAAAUGUGAAGAUGGUCAUGUCAUCGAGAGGUUGGGACACAGCGUUGUGGCAGAUCAGCUUAAAGGCUUGAAAACCUACCUAAUCUCUGGCAGAAAGGUGGAGCUUCUGUCUCAGUGUAGCUGCACGCAGUCUGUGGGGUCAGAACAUUUGGACCAGAGUGUGCACUCCUCGAACAGCGUCCACAGUUCUCCUCACAGCGUCAAGUCCCCCUGCCUGUCCUGUGGCGCGGCCUUGAUCCCCGGAGAAAGUCUGGCAGCAGAAGAAGGACUCGUGCACACCUGCCAUGAGGACCUCAAGGCCAACAGCAUCAAGGACUGUUCCAAUCUGGAGGGUUCACCUGCCAUUCCAUUGGGGAUCGGUCCAAAGGCUCUGAACGGUCUGCUCAGCCCACGCCUGGAGGCCUUGAACAACAGCCAGACGUCGCUGUGUGAGAUGCUUCAGGAAAAGGAGAAGAAGACGUGGAGCGGAGGGGCGCUGGGCAUGGACCACUCCGCUCUCAUCCCACUGCGAUCCAAGAACUUUAGAGAGAGGAGCGACGCACACUUUGUCGAUGUUAUCAAAGAGGACAGCCUCAUGAAGGACUAUUUUUACAAACCUCCCAUAAACAAGCUGAGCCUCACCUUCCUCGAAAGGAGCCUGGAGUCUGCUUACCGGAUAAGCUACCAAGAGGAGGUUGACAGCCAGACAGCAGUGCAGACCUUUGCCACCCCAACGUUCAGUUCCUUCUUGGACAUGCUGUUGUGUUGCCUGGUGUUCUUGGCUCUGUCUGUGGCCUGUUUCCUCAAACCCCUCAUCAGCCACCAGAGUUUAUCCACGUCGUCUCUGACUAUUACGGCCGUGGCUGCUCUGCUGGAAGUGCUGGCUUUACUCUUCGCCAUACGAAUGGCCUUCUACCUGGAGAGAGCCCUGCCCUGCACCAAGUCUCUGAUGAAGCUCAUAUCUGGCUGGAUCCCUCGUCACUUAGCCGGAGCUGCACUGGUGUCUCUGCCUGCGGUGGCUGUCUUUUCAAAUGUCACCUGUGAUAUGUACAUGUCAAUUCAGUUCACCAUGUUCAUCUGCUACGCUGUGAUCAUAGCAAUCAUUCAGUUCUGUAACUUCUGUCAACUCUGCUUUUGGAUGAGAUCAAGUCUGGCAACGGUGACUGGUCUGGUGCUACUUGGCCUUCUCUUUAUGCUACCAUGCCAAGUUUCACAAAAUCUUGGUAACACACUCUGGUCUCAAGGCUAUCUCAAUGACAGCAACAGUACACUGGUCAUCUCAGACAGACUAGGUCAAUCUGAUGUGCAGCUGGACUCCAAGAAACUGCUUGGACCAGAGGCCUGUGUGGCCUUUUUCCUGCUCCUGGUCCUCGUCUGGUUCCUCAAUCGUGAGUUUGAGGUCAGUCAUCGUCUGCAUUAUCAUGGAAAUGUGGAAGCUGACCAACACCGCAUCAAGAUUCAGAACAUGAGAGAUCAGGCCGACUGGCUGCUUCGCAACAUCAUCCCCAUUCAUGUGGCAGAGCAACUAAAGGUUGUGGAUGACUUUAACAAAAACAUGCUGGGCUUUGGCUUCAAGCUUCGCAUUGGAUUCAAUCAUGGACCCCUUACUGCUGGUGUGAUUGGCACCACAAAGCUUCUUUAUGACAUCUGGGGGGAUACAGUCAACAUUUCCAGUCGCAUGGACACCACAGGGGUGGAGUGCAGAGUGCAGGUUAGUGAGGAGAGCUUCUGUGUGCUCAGUAGCAUGGAUUAUGAAUUUGACUACCGAGGAACUGUAAAUGUUAAAGGGAAAGGUCAAAUGAAGACCUUCCUUUACCCUAAGAGCAGUGAUAGUGGCCCGGUACCCCAGUAUCAACUGUCUGUAUCCCCAGAGAUCAGGGCACAAGUAGAUGGUAGUAUUGGGCGAUCUCCCACAGAUGAGAUUGCCAGCAUGGUGCCCAACUCAAACAUAAAUACAAGCAGCACUGCUGCAAUGGUUCCCAGUGCUAGUGCUGGCUCAUCAGCCAUGGCAGGGCUUUCUCUCAUGAAAGAUUCAGGACAUCGGGCUACAAGUGAAAAGAGACCUUCUCCAGAGGUGUCGUUAACCAGGAGAGGCUACCUUGCGUACGUGCACAUGACGCUGGUGGGCCACAGGAUGGCUGAUAAUCUGCUGGAUGUUGGACCUCCUACAGCAAAGCGACCCAAGCUUAACUCUCCGCUCUCAGGAUCAGAUGGCCCAGAUCUUGUUUCUCUGUUUGACCUGGAAAAUGACCUACCUGAUGAGCUUAUCCCAAAUGGAGAUUUGUCCCACAUGGGGUUCCCUUCCAGUGGUCCAGGAGGCACUGGGGCUCCUGUCCUCAACUCUGCCAUCCCAGAUGCAGCAGCCAAACACAAACAGCUAUCAGAACUACUGCGACCUGGAAGCUCCUCCAUCCUGGGAUCACCACAACAGGGGAACAUGGGGGGAAAUCAGCUUGGACCUGUUCUAGGUAAAAGUCCUCUUGGACACGGAUCUCCAAAUCAUCCGUCUCCACAGCCACAGAAGGGUCCUGCGACAGGUCCAGGCAAUGGCUUUAACCAAGCAUUAAUGAACAGUGGGCACGGAGUUAUGGGCCAGACGGGGCAGGUAUUGAACGGGGCUCUAGGGGCAGCAGGCAGAGGAAGACCAGGUCCUGGGAUGCAGUAUCAAGGCCAUGGGACACUUGGAUCUGCGGCUGUGGGAGGUGGUGCUCUGCCAGAUUCUUUGACACCAGGAGGACUGCACAUGGGCCCCCACACUGGAAUGAACUCACAGCAAACGGGAGGCAUGAACAAGAUGGGGAUGUCAGGAAGUCUCUUUGGCCAGCAGUAUGGACAAAGUGGGCUUCAGCAGAUGACCCCUGCAGGAGUCAAUGCCCAACAAUUACAAAAUAAAGUGGCUCUGGCAAAUAACCUCAGCCAGUUUUCUGGAGACCUUAAGGGGUCUUCAAAUACCCUGAACAUGACUCAGCAGCAGGCCGCAGUCGGGGGCGGGGUGCCGGGGGCUGGUCCAACAGCAGACCCAGAGAAACGCAAACUUAUCCAGCAGCAGCUGGUUCUGCUGCUUCAUGCCCAUAAGUGCCAGCGGCGGGAACAAGCCAACGGAGACAUGGGGGCCUGCAGUCUGCCCCACUGUCGCACCAUGAAAAACGUCCUCAAUCACAUGACCCACUGCCAGGCGGGAAAAACCUGCCAAGUGGCCCACUGUGCAUCGUCCAGGCAGAUCAUCUCCCACUGGAAGAAUUGCACACGGCAGGACUGCCCCGUCUGCUUACCUCUGAAAAAUGCCAGUGACAAAAGAAGUCAACAGGCUCUACUCAACUCUCCUGGAGCAGGAUUGCAGAGUUCUGUCAACAAUGUAGGCCCUGGCCAGCCUAAUGCUACAGCCAUAAACAGUGCGUCCACACAUAUGGACCCUAGUUCCAUGCAGAAGGCUUUUGAUGCUCUUGGUCUGACCUACGGGAACCAGCCCUCAGCUCAGGGCCAAAACCAAUCCCCGGGAUCACACAACCCCCAAACUUCCCAGCAUCACAAUAUGAACUCUAUAGGUGCUAAUCCAAUGAGUAAAAUGGGAGGAGGCAUGGGUUUCCCAUCUUCAGACCAGACUGGGCUGCUCCAAGACACUCUACCUGCUUCUCUCAAUCAGCUGAUGCCAGAUGGCUCUUUAACCGGAAGUUUGGGAAACCUGCCUGCUGCUACGCCUCUUGCAUCCUCUGGGGUUAGAAAGCCUUGGCACGAGCAUGUCACUCAGGACCUGCGCACUCACCUGGUGCACAAACUUGUACAUGCCAUCUUCCCCACCCCAGACCCACAAACACUUAGAGACCACCGGAUGGAGAACCUUGUGACAUAUGCUCGUAAAGUGGAGGGAGAUAUGUACGAGACUGCCAACAGCAGGGAUGAGUAUUAUCACUUUCUUGCUGAAAAAAUCUACAAAAUUCAAAAGGAAUUGGAAGAGAAGAAGCGGCUAAGGAUCCAGAAGCAGCCUGGUUUACCUGGUGCUGCUGGUCCUCAGCAUUCUGGCCUGUCACAGCCAAAUGGCAUGGGUCAGGGGCAAGCUGUUCGUGCUCCCAAUGGGCCUGUUGGCAUGUCCAAUUUACCAAAUCAAAUGAUGAAUCGAAUGCAAGGACCUCAAGGAAUGAACCAGUUAAAUCCUAUGGCAAUGCAAAAUUCACAGAUGUCUCAGGGAGGACACGGCCCUUCUAUGAACCACCCACAGCAAAUUAAUCUGAACUCCGUCCCAAUGAUGAACUCGAGAAUGCCUCAACCACAAGGAAUUGCAAGUAGUCAUCCUAACAACAUGAUUGGGCAGCAAGCUAACCAAGGGCAAUUUAUGUCCCAACAAAGCCAGUUCCCUACAGCACAAGGAGGGUCAAUGAAUGUGAAUGCAAACCUAGGGCAGACGAUGCAAAAAGCUCCCAUUACACAGCAGCAAAACUCAAAUGUUCCCUUAAAUUCAAUUGGCUCCUAUGGGACCUCAAUGCCUAGUGGUUCAACGGUUCAGGCCAGUCUCGGUAGUACCCCGUCCCCUAAUGGUUCUGCUGGACUACAGUCUCAGCAGCAGAUGCAACAUCAUCCUCCAGCAUCAACUCAGAUGCCCCAGCAGCCUUCUACCCCAGCCUCUACAGGGGGCCCAUCCUCUACUCCAACCCACAUCCCAAACAACCUGCCCGGACCUCUGUCCGCUGCAGGAACACCGUCUGAGCCUGUCCAGCCGCUCACUCCACUUCAUCCUCCACCUGAACCACCCACACAAAUAAAGCAGCCGCUGUCAGCCCAGGCACAACACCCCAGCACCCCAUUGUCUCAGGCAGCUGUGAGUGUUGACAGAGUCCCUACACCUGCUUCUGUGGCUGAACAGCCAACUCAUCAGGCCUUACCUGAGGUAAACAGUACUGAACCGAAAUCUGAAGUAAAACAUGAAGAGGGCGACACUGUCUCCAAGGAGUUGGACAUAAAAACUGAAGAGGAGGAAACCAAGCCCCUCCCUAUAAAGAAGGAAGAGCCAGAGACCAUAGCACCAAAGCAAGAACCAAUGGAAACGGAGGAGAAAAAAGUAGAGGUGAAGAAGGAACCCAAAGAGGAGGAAGACAGUGAGGCGAGCGGCACUUCGGCUGCUUCUGCGAACCGUAAAAAAGUCUUCAAGCCAGAGGAACUGCGACAAACUCUCAUGCCAACACUGGAGGCUCUGUACAGACAAGACCCGGAGUCCUUACCAUUUCGACAACCUGUAGACCCAAUGUUCCUUGGCAUUCCUGACUAUUUUGACAUAAUAAAGAAUCCAAUUGACUUGUCAACAAUUAAACGAAAACUGGACACUGGUCAAUAUCAGGAGCCUUGGCAGUAUGUGGACGACGUAUGGCUAAUGUUCAACAACGCAUGGCUGUACAACCGUAAAACCUCACGAGUUUAUAAAUACUGCACGAAACUGGCAGAAGUGUUUGAGUCUGAGAUUGACCCUGUCAUGCAGAGCUUAGGCUACUGCUGCGGACGCAAGUAUGAGUUUUCACCUCAGACAUUGUGUUGCUAUGGCAAACAAUUGUGCACGAUAUCCAGGGAUGGCACUUACUACAGCUACCAAAACAGGUAUCACUUCUGCGAAAAGUGCUUCAGUGAGAUCCAGGGCAAUAGUGUAACACUGGGUGACGAUCCGGCACAACCCCAAACUAUGAUUGCAAAAGAGCAAUUUGAAAAGAAGAAAAAUGACACUUUAGACGCUGAACCUUUUGUUGAAUGUAAAGACUGUGGGCGUAAGAUGCACCAGAUCUGUGUGCUGCACUACGACGUCAUUUGGCCCACAGGAUUUAUUUGUGACAACUGCCUCAAGAAGUCUGGAAAAACAAAAAAAGAUAACAAAUUUGCUGCAAAAAGAUUGCCGCCUACAAGAUUAGGCAGUUAUAUUGAAGACAGAGUCAACAAAUACUUAAAAAGACAAAACCAUCCCGAAGCUGGGGAAGUUUUUGUGCGAGUGGUUGCCAGUUCUGAUAAAAUGGUUGAUGUAAAACCUGGCAUGAAGUCUAGGUUUGUAGACACAGGUGAAAUGGUUGAAAGUUUCCCUUACAGAACCAAAGCACUUUUUGCAUUUGAAGAAAUAGACGGGGCGGACGUUUGUUUCUUUGGGAUGCAUGUUCAAGAGUAUGGCUCUGAAUGUGCCUUUCCAAACACCAGGCGGGUUUACAUUUCAUACCUUGACAGUAUUCACUUCUUCAAACCACGCUUGUUGAGAACUGCAGUAUACCAUGAAAUCCUGAUUGGUUACCUGGAGUAUGUGAAGAAACUGGGGUAUGCAAUGGGUCACAUUUGGGCAUGUCCGCCCAGUGAAGGUGAUGACUACAUCUUUCACUGCCAUCCAGCUGAUCAGAAGAUCCCCAAACCCAAGCGGUUGCAAGAGUGGUACAGAAAAAUGCUGGACAAAGCUUAUGCGGAGAGGAUUCUUCAUGAUUAUAAGGAUAUUUUCAAACAGGCAACUGAAGAUAGGCUUACAAGUGCCAAUGAAUUGCCAUAUUUUGAGGGAGACUUUUGGCCCAAUGUUUUGGAGGAAAGCAUUAAGGAGCUGGAACAAGAAGAGGAGGAAAGAAAAAAAGAGGAAAACACUGCCUCAUCUGAGACUGUAGAGGGAGCUCAAGCUGACAGCAAAAAUGGCAAAAAGAAAAAUAAUAAGAAAACAAACAAAAACAAGAGCAGUGUCAGCAGGGCAAACAAGAAAAAACCUGGGAUGCCAAAUGUAGCAAAUGAUCUGUCCCAAAAGCUCUAUGCCACAAUGGAGAAACACAAAGAGGUAUUUUUUGUGAUUCACUUUCACCCUGGGCCAGUGAUAAACACUCUGCCCCCCAUCUCUGACCCGGACCCUCUGAUGUCCUGUGACCUCAUGGACGGCCGUGAUGCUUUUCUAACUCUGGCCCGAGACAAACACUGGGAGUUCAGUUCUCUGCGGAGGACCAAGUGGAGCACUAUGUGCAUGCUGGUGGAGCUCCACAACCAGGGCCAGGACCGCUUUGUUUACACCUGCAAUGAGUGCAAGCAUCAUGUUGAGACCCGCUGGCACUGCACCGUUUGUGAGGACUAUGACCUAUGCAUUAACUGCUACAACACGACCAAACAUGAGCACAAGAUGGUCAAAUGGGGACUUGGAUUAGACGAUGAUGGCAACAGUCAGAGUAAUGAGGCCUCAAAGAGCCCACAGGAGAGCCGUCGCCUCAGUAUCCAGCGCUGCAUCCAGUCUCUGGUUCAUGCCUGUCAGUGCCGCAACGCCAAUUGCUCUUUGCCAUCCUGCCAGAAGAUGAAGAGGGUUGUUCAGCACACCAAGGGCUGCAAGCGCAAGACCAACGGUGGCUGUCCUGUGUGCAAACAGCUAAUUGCUCUAUGUUGUUAUCACGCAAAGCAUUGUCAGGAGAACAAGUGCCCUGUGCCUUUCUGUCUCAACAUCAAGCAAAAAAUCUAUCAACAACAGAUGCAGCAGAGGUUCCAGCAAGCACAGUUGAUGCGGCGCAGAAUGGCCACCAUGGCUGGACGCAUGCCCAUGCCUUCACCACCUACCUCAGCUGUCGCUGACGCUCCCAGCGCCGGACAGCAGCCGAUCACGCCUCAACCACUCCAGUCGAUGCCCAACCAGCCAUCACAACAGCAGCCACCACAUGCUGCAAACAUGGUCCAAGGCUUUCCCAACAGUGGGCGUGUGAGCCAGCCCUCCACACCGGUGUCUCAUGGUAAACCCGGCUCCUCUCCGCUGCAUCAGCAACAGUCUCCUCUGCCCAACAUGUCGCACCAACAGCACCAACACCAACAGCAGCAGCAGCCACUGCUCGCAGCUCUAAAGGUCGCCAAGGAGAUCGAAAUGGUUGUGAAAGCAAAGCAGCAGCAGCAGCAGCAGAAUUAUACCAUGAAUGGGAUGCCCAUAAACCACCCUCGAAUGAUGGGAGCAAUGCAGGGGCAAAUGCAAGGUCAGAUGCAGGGUCAGAUGCAGGGUCAGAUGCAGGGCCAGAUGCAGGGCCAGAUGCAGGGCCAGAUGCAGGGCCAGAUGCAGGGCCAGAUGCAGGGCCAGAUGCAGGGCCAGAUGCAGGGCCAGAUGCAGGGCCAGAUGCAGGGCCAGAUGCAGGGCCAGAUGCAGGGCCAGAUGCAGGGCCAGAUGCAAGGGAAGAUACAGGGGCAACUGCAAGGGCAACUACAAGGGCAGAUGCCGGGGCAGAUGCAAGGGCAGAUGCAAGGGCAGAUGCAAGGGCAGAUGCAAGGGCAGAUGCAAGGGCAGAUGCAAGGGCAGAUGCCGGGGCAGAUGCCGGGGCAGAUGCCGGGGCAGAUGCCGGGGCAGAUGCCGGGGCAGAUGCAGGGGCAGAUGCCGGGGCAGAUGCCGGGGCAGAUGCAGGGGCAGAUGCCGGGGCAGAUGCAGGGGCAGAUGCAAGGGCAGAUGCAAGGGCAGAUGCAGAUGAUGCAGGAUAUGCAGGGUCCACGUGGUCCUCAUGUGAUGCAGCAGGGGCAAUGGGGGAUGCAGAAUCCCAUGCAGGGACCCCAAGGUGUUCAAACACAGGUUCCCGGGCCACAGGGCUCCAUGGCUCCACAGGCUCAAGUUGGCCAGAUGGUCCCACAGGGUCAGCUGCAGGCUCAGCUGCUGCAGAGGCCCAUGAUGACGCAGCAGAUGCCUGGUGGCAUGAAUCCUCAGGGGUCUUCGCAGGGAAUGACUCCACAGCAGCAGAACAUGCCUCGGGGCAUGCCAGGGAACUUUGCUCCAAGUGCUUUGCAGGAAUUAUUACGCACCCUCAAAUCACCCACAUCACCCCAGCAGCAGCGACAGGUCCUAAGUAUCCUCAAAUCCAAUCCUCAACUCAUGGCGGCUUUCAUCAAACAGAGGACUCUAAAGUACCAGGCCCAGCAGCAGGGUCCUCAGCAGAGCCCUCAGGUCAUAAUGGGGGUCCAGGGGGGGAUGCAACCGAUGACCAACCAGGUACAACAGCCUGGGGUAUCCCCACAGCAGCCCACACCACAGCAGCUCCCCGGACCUCAAGGGAUGGUGCCUAUGGGGCCACAAGGACAAAUGAUGAAUGCUCAUCAAAAUGGAAACCCUCAACUCUAUCGACAGCAGAUGCUCCGCAUGCAGCAGCAGCAGCAGCAGCAGCACCAACAACAGCAGCACCAGCAGCAGCAGCAGCAGCAGCAGCAGCAAGGGGGAAUGCAUCAGGCUCAUGGGCAAUUUUCGCAACAGCAGCCGGGACCCAACUAUACCCAGCUUCGAAUGCAGCAGCAAAUGGCUAUGCAAGGAGGAGGCAAACCCAUGGGCCAACUACCGCUUACAUCCCAAAUGGGCCAACCUGGAAUGGGCCAGCCUGGUAUGGGCCAGCCUGGUAUGGGCCAGCCUGGCAUGGGCAUUGAAGCCCACCAGACUCACCAGACGCUCCUCCAGCAGCGCAUUCUUCAGCAGCAGAUGCUGAAGCAGCAGAUGGGAUCUCCGGUCCAGAACAGCGCCAUGAGCCCCCAGCCCCACAUGCUCCCAGGUCAGCCCCCUGGGGCCCACUUAUCUGGACAGAACAUGGGCCUGGGAAAUCAAGUUCGCUCCCCUGCUCCAGUUCAGUCUCCUCGGCCACCCUCACAGCAGCCGCCACACUCAAGUCCUUCUCCCCGAAUUCAACCACAGCCCUCACCCCAACAUGGACCCCUUCACUCCACCUCCCCCCACCCAAGCCUUGCAGGACCCAUGUCUGGCUCUAUGGAACAAGGGCACCUUGGCACACAGGAGCAGAGUGCCAUGCUCCCACAGCUCAACACGCCCAACAGGGGGUUGAGCAAUGACAUGAAUUUAGGGGGAGAUGCCACAGGAGACACUCUAGAGAAAUUUAUUGAAGGGUUGUAG
Knipowitschia caucasica is the source of this 10038-nucleotide messenger RNA. NCBI's taxonomy places the organism in Eukaryota, Metazoa, Chordata, Actinopteri, Gobiiformes, Gobiidae. The record is from the annotation of a GenBank genome assembly.